This is a messenger RNA of Rhodofomes roseus, 1215 nucleotides long. RefSeq lists its product as uncharacterized. NCBI's taxonomy places the organism in Eukaryota, Fungi, Basidiomycota, Agaricomycetes, Polyporales, Fomitopsidaceae. The transcript has 3 exons. The record is from RefSeq and is a predicted model, not a curated record. The coding region runs from base 1 to 1215 and encodes 404 amino acids.
AUGUCCUUUCCUGCGGUUCUGCGCAACUCCGGCAUAGCAGACCGGUUUGCCCAUCUGCAUAGGAGCGAUUCCAAUUACGCUCGAGGAUCCCCCGCAGCUUCGGCAGCCCCUAAGAAGAGCAAGCGAGAUGAGAAGGAGGGCAAGCGGUGGGUGCGGCGCAAGGAUAACGCCCGCUUUGCAGGUAACACGCACAUCGUCCUCCCCUCCAAGCGCGACUACGCCGUCGUCGCACCGCAGAAGUCGUCUACCUUCCCCCAGCCGCUCCCCAACUAUCUCACCCGUAACAAUGCGAUCCCGCCCACUGUCCUCCCGGGGCGCGAGCCCGCAUCUGCGAACGCUGGCCGCUUCUCGAUGAGCCUCAAGGGUAUGCGCCGCGAGUUGCGCAAGUCGGGGCCCCGCACAGAGCAGCUUGUCCGUGAGCUGGAGAAUGAGAUCCUGACAUGGCUGGACGGGGGCGUCAUGCUUGCCCCGGACGCUGCAGCGGAGAUGAGCUUCCCGGGACGGCCAGUAGACAGCGGGGAGACGGUCAAGGAGAUCAGUCGCACGCCUCUCCAGCUCGUCUGGUGGAUCGAGGACAACUCCUGGACGCGCUACGUCGUGCACUGCUGCGCGAGGUACCACGAGAUUGUCAGCUUCAGCAAAGACACAUCCGGCCAACGCCUCACCUACCUCCUCCGCCCCAACGUCACGCGCCCAACGCACGGCGUCCCCAACGGGCUCGACACACCGCCCGCCACGGACCUCGAGUCGUCCGUGCACUCCGACUUCGACGCCGGCUCCGCGUCCGACGCGUUCUCCGACCGCCGCUCGGACUCUGGUCUCGACUCUGACGUCGAGCUCGUCUCGCGCCCAGCGGACCGUGCACUCUCCGCUAUCGCAGAAUCCGCCCCGGGGACGCCCGCACGCGCCCCGGCGCCCCUCCCGCCUCAGAGCGAGGACGAGUGGUCCGUCAUCGGGGAUGACGCGGAUGCGGAGGACAGCGAGGCGGAGGGUGAGCUUGCCGCGCGCGUGGGUGAGCUUGCGCUGAGGGACGCGGAGGCUUCCCCGAGGAUGCGGCAGGCGUCCUUCCGCACGCAUGUGUGGGAGCGCCAGCGCCGCUCGGCGUCCUCGCCCUCGCGCUCACCGGCGAGACGACCCGCGAGGAUGUACCGCGUGGAGCCACCGCGCCCAGCAGCUCCGUCGCGUCGGUCGUUCUCCGACUACCUCUUCUCGUGA